Microdochium trichocladiopsis is the source of this 681-nucleotide messenger RNA. RefSeq lists its product as uncharacterized. The coding region runs from base 1 to 681 and encodes 226 amino acids. NCBI's taxonomy places the organism in Eukaryota, Fungi, Ascomycota, Sordariomycetes, Xylariales, Microdochiaceae. The record is from RefSeq and is a predicted model, not a curated record. The transcript is spliced from 3 exons.
AUGAAGACAUCAACACUUUCGCUCAUCGCGUGCUCACUGGCGGUGCUUACCACGGCCGCCGCCGCGGACAAUGUCAAGCCUCUCCUCCCGCGGCACAACAAGCUCGAUGCCAGCAGCGGCGCCGUAUUAGCAGGGAUCGUGGCAGACAGCACCCACAUCAUCCACAACACGGCGAUGAUGACGGCGACGGGGUCCGAGUACUACGCUGCUGCGGUGGCGUCGACGCUGCUUCUCGCGGGGAGCACGCCGCCGCCAACAACCAGUGAGAAGACGCACGCCGAGACGACAUCCUCCGCGGGGGCCAGUCAUGGUGGUAGCAGUAGUGGUGGCAGCGCGGGCACGGGCACGAUGGGGCAUGCGACAAGCAUCUCGGGCGCUACUACUACUGCGGCGUCGAUGACUGCGACGACCAGGAAGGCCACUACAGGCAGUGAGGGCACCGCGGCGGCUACGACGACGGUGCCCACUGGUGUUGUGCAUGCUGGUGCUUCGAUCGACAGCGCCAUCUCGGCCGAGAUGGAGGCCAUCCGCAGCUUUGUCGGCCAGUUCCUCACCCCGCUGCAGGGGCUCGCCGACGCGGUAAAGAUCGCGGGUAAUCGCGGUAACCUGCAGGCUGUUGCCUUCGGCACGGUCCUUGCCCAGCUGCUGCCCAUCAUCCAGACUCUGGUCGGCGCUAUCUAG